This is a messenger RNA of Neltuma alba, 2675 nucleotides long. RefSeq names its product nuclear poly(A) polymerase 3. The transcript has 10 exons. Gene Ontology annotation, molecular function: poly(A) RNA polymerase activity; RNA binding. Gene Ontology annotation, biological process: RNA 3'-end processing. The coding region runs from base 634 to 2292 and encodes 552 amino acids. Lineage: Eukaryota; Viridiplantae; Streptophyta; Magnoliopsida; Fabales; Fabaceae. Gene Ontology annotation, cellular component: nucleus. The record is from RefSeq and is a predicted model, not a curated record.
UGUACCAAAAAAUAAAGACAAACAUCAGAACCUAUUUUUGAUUCCCUUCGUCCACAUGCUGCGGAGUUAUUGUAAUUAAAUAUUAAUUUUACAAAUUACUGAGUUGAAAUUACACUAUUUGGAUAUUAUUUUCCAAAAGAAAAUCCCAAGAUUCGGGGCACGUGCACCGGACCGACCACGGGAAACGCGAUUAACAAAUUCAGGCCUCAGCUAACAAAUCUUUGGGAUCUUUACACGUGGCAUCGAGAAACUGGGACACGUGUCUGACGCGGCGUCAGAAUCAGUACACAGCCCAGUAACCUCAAAACGUCUUUCCAACGAUAGAUAUCAAACUUAAAGAAAGCAUGCAAAGCAGAGCAGUAGGAAGGAUACAAAAGAGAGUCUAAGAAAGAAGCCACGGAUAGAAAGAUAAAAGGAAGGCGAGAGCUGUUCUGUUCUGAAUACAGGGUGGCUUGUGAAUUCUUAUCGGGAAAGAUCAUAACGGAAAGCAACUAAGUUAAAGAUCCUUUUGCUUUUCGGAUUCGGGAGUAACUAACGCUGGCCGUUGGAAUUGAUUCCGUCUUUAUUUUGUGCGUCUUCUUGAUUUGUCUGUUCUCAGGCCAUAUUUUUCUUUGGGCGGGGCUUGCUAUUUGUAUGGAAGCGCAUGCUUAUCACCACCCGAUUCAAAGUGGCAUCGUUUUCCUUCCCGGUUUGCAUAACCAGUUCGAUGAUUCUGGAAAUGUGAACCCCAACAUUCCCUUUCUUUGUCCUCCAUUUUCGUUGACUGACCCUUCUGUGCCGCCGCCGCCCCCCUUCGGGGUGCUGGUUCAUCAUAAUCCAACCUCAUUCACUCCAUCAUUGUGCCCUCUGAAUCCAGCUCUCCUCAUCAAGGUAGACGAGGAAAGAUCAAUGUCUUUGCAUCAGUUUAUGGCUGACGAAGGACUUAUUCCAUCGCCGAAAGAGGAGUUAAGAAGGAAAGUUGCCAUUCAGAAGCUCAAACAGAUUGUUUCAUCUUGGAUUAAGAAGGUUGCACAGAAUCAUGGGCUUCCCAAGCACCAAAUUUCUGUCACUUCAGCCACCAUAUUGACUUAUGGAUCUUAUGGCCUUGGAGUUCACAGUCCAGAAUCUGAUAUUGAUGCUCUCUGUGUUGCUCCUUUCUUUGCUUCAAUGGCUGAGGACUUUUUUGUUUGUUUGCAUGACAUGCUUCAAAAGAGACCCGAAGUAUCUGAGAUACACUGUGUUAAGGGUGCAAAAGUGCCUCUAAUACGGUUCAAGUUUGAUGGAAUUUCUAUUGAUCUGCCGUAUGCUCGACUUAAAGUUUUAUAUGUUCCUGAGCAUGUAGACAUAUUAAACCCCUUCUUCACAAGGAAUAUUGAUGGCACCAGCUGGAAAAGCCUGUCUGGAGUUCGUGCAAAUAAGCAUAUUCUUCAGCUCGUUCCAAAUGUGGAGAAUUUCCAAUCUAUGCUGAGAUUUCUUAAAUUAUGGGCAAAAAGGCGAGGAGUGUAUGGAACUUUGCUUGGUUAUUUGGGAGGAGUUCAUUUGGCUGUCCUUGCAGCUUUUAUUUGUCGAAGACAUCCAGAUGCCUCCUUAAAUGCUCUAAUUAUGCACUUUUUUCAAACAUUUGCCUUUUGGCCCUGGCCUAAACCAGUAAUAGUGCAUGAAGGGAUAUUCCCAACAAUAACAGAUGUUAUGGAGACACAAUCCUUGAUGCCUAUGCAGCUUCCAUCCAGUCCUUAUGAGUAUUGCCAUUCAAAUAUUACUAGAAGCACAUUCUAUCGAAUUAGGAAUGAGUUUCUACGAGGACGUAAUAUGACAUGGGAUCUUUUGCACUCAGACAUUCAUUGGGAUGGUAUUUCUGAGCCUUUUCCAUAUUCAAAAGAAUAUUCACUGUUUGCCAAGAUUUACCUCUCUUCUCCUAAUAAAGAUGAUCUUGGAGAUUGGGUUGGUUGGGUCAAGUCACGGUUUCGUAGUCUUCUUCUCAUGUUGGAGAAAAUCCAAGGUUUUUGUGACCCUAACCCAACCGAAUAUGUCGAUGCUGAGAAAACUGAGCCUAAUGUGGUUUUCUAUUGGGGCUUUCUAAACGGUAAGGAUAAUGUAACUGACAAGAUACAAUUGCUAGAGGAAGAGUUCAUGAAUAAUCUUAGCACAUACCAUGAUAUUUCUCCUGGAAAGAUGGAAUUGUCCAUUCUACUGGCUUCUGAGCUGCCCAAGAAUGCUGCUUUGCUUGAUGAUGAUACUGCAAAGCCUAUAAAAACAUGCUGGAAGAAGACAACUGACCUUGAUAAGCCAAGAACUCUCUCAGCAUACUCAUAGCAGCGUCUUGCAGAUCACUUUGCCAACAAAGGCAUCUAGUAGUGGCGAGUUUGAGUGCUUAGGGUUAUGGGGUAGAUUCUAACUUAUUUCAUAUCUCAAUUUCCUGUAUAUAUUGCAAGCCUUGUAUUUUUUCGGCUUCAAUAUUUGCUUGGGUUUUAGGGAAUAGAUGAUACAAGUCCUUGUGAAUAGUUUUGUUUUUAGUCACACAAGAAGAAUGAAUAGUGUUGAAAAUUAAUUUAGGAUUUGCUCAGGUGAAUAUGAAUAAAAUCUCACUGUACUAUGCUUAAGCCAGAUUGAUGAAAACUGAUUUUUUUUUUUUCCUGUCAUGAAAUUAUGCAAGAAUUUUUUUUAUAGGCUCGGAAUUAUAAAGUUUUUAUUGCUUA